Messenger RNA from Dama dama (fallow deer), 523 nucleotides. It is a transcript of the gene IL2, whose product is annotated as interleukin 2. Gene Ontology annotation, biological process: immune response. The transcript is spliced from 4 exons. The coding region runs from base 25 to 513 and encodes 162 amino acids. The record is from RefSeq and is a predicted model, not a curated record. Gene Ontology annotation, cellular component: extracellular region. Gene Ontology annotation, molecular function: interleukin-2 receptor binding; growth factor activity. Lineage: Eukaryota; Metazoa; Chordata; Mammalia; Artiodactyla; Cervidae.
ACAGUAACCUCAACUCCUGCCACAAUGUACAAGAUACAACUCUUGUCUUGCAUUGCACUAACACUUGCACUCGUUGCAAACGGUGCACCUACUUCAAGCUCUACGGGGAACACAAUGAAAGAAGUGAAGUCAUUGCUGCUGGAUUUACAGUUGCUUUUGGAGAAAGUUAAAAAUCCCGAGAACCUCAAGCUCUCCAAGAUGCAUACAUUUAACUUUUUCAUGCCCAAGGUUAACGCUACAGAAUUGAAACAUCUUAACUGUCUACUAGAAGAACUCAAACUUCUAGAGGACGUGCUAAAUUUAUCUCCAAGCAAAAACCUGAACCCCAAAGAGAUCAAGGAUUCAAUGGAUGAGAUCAAGGAUUUAAUGGACAAUAUCAAGAGAAUAGUUUUGGAACUACAGGGAUCUGAAACAAGUUUCAAAUGUGAAUAUGAUGCGGCGACAGUAAAGGCUGUAGAAUUUCUGAACAAAUGGAUUAUCUUUUGUCAAAGGAUCUACUCAACAAUGACUUGAUAACUAAGUG